CUACAAUUAUGCUGAUUAGUGAUUGUAGGACAUUUACAGCUGUUAAGCAUUAUUGAUAAAGUACACAAUAAUGCGUUCCACCGACCUUCUCCCACCAUGCAAUUAGCGCCGCUUGUUCGUCAUGCAAACUACCUUUCUCUCAAUCGAAAUUACUCUCGCUUUCCUUCCCUUAGGUCAUGUUGUUCGCUCAAUUGCUCAAAGAAGAGAAAUUUCACUAGCUCCACAACCUCAUCCUCUAGAUAAAGCAAUUUUAUCACCACUGCACAGCAGACAACGGGAAACCCUCUCCCAAUACCCUCCCAACCUUGUUAACCAUGUCCACCGCCGGCGUGCACAUCGUCGCUUAUCCCUACCCAACCGCUAGCCACAUUAUACCCCUCCUCGACCUCACCCAGCGGUUACUCACCCGCGGCCUUACCGUCACAGUUUUGGUCACCCCCAAUAACCUCUCUUUACUUGAUCCCUACCUCUCAUCCCACCCAUCUUCUCUCAACCACUUGGUCCUCCCCGCUCCUGAUACUAGUAGUAGUAUUACGCCUCCCCCACUAAAGAGGCACAUUGCUAACAUGCGCGCCCUGCGUGACCUUCACUAUCCUAUCCUCCUCCAGUGGUUCCAAUCCCACUCCUCCCCGACUGUGGCUAUUCUUUCAGAUUUCUUCCUCGGCUGGACCCACCACCUCGCGUGCGAACUCGGCGUGCCGCGUAUCGUCUUCUCGCCCGCCGGCGCCUUUGGCAUGUCGGUGGUUUUUUCCUUGAUCCGCGACCUACCGAAGAACGAUGAUCCAGACAUCGACGUCAAUUUCCUUGUGUCGCUUCCGAGAAUCCCGAAUUCCCCUGUUUACCCUUGGUGGCAGGUCCCUCGCCUCUAUAGAAACAGUAAAGAAGGAGACCCAGAUUGGGACUUCUACAGAAAUAACAUGCUGGCCAAUACCGGGAGUUGGGGAUUCGUGUUUAACUCGUUCACGGAGUUGGAACGCGUUUACUUUGAGCAUUUGAAGAGAGAACUAGGGAAUGAUCGAGUGUGGGCUGUGGGUCCCGUAUUGCCUCCGGAGGAAGGUGAUUUGGAGGAACAGACUAACAGAGGUGGGGCCAGCUCUGUGCCAUGUUAUGAAGUCAUGACGUGGCUGGACUCUCAUCCCGCCAACUCGGUUGUCUACGUUUGCUUUGGUAGUCGUAUAGUGUUGACUAGUAAGCAAAUGGAUGUGCUUACUGCUGCGCUGGAACUUAGCGGUGUCUCGUUCAUUUUGUGCGAUGGGCAUGACGACCACGGUGUGAUUCCUGAUGGGUUCGAGGAUCGUGUGGACGGCAGAGGUUUAGUGAUCAAGGGGUGGGCCCCACAAGUGACCAUUCUGAGGCAUCGCGCCGUCGGUGCAUUCCUAACUCACUGCGGUUGGAACUCGGUGCUAGAAGGGAUUGCGGCGGGGGUUGUGAUUCUGACGUGGCCAAUGGAUACAGACCAGUUCACGAAUUCUACGUUGCUGGUAGACCAAUUAGGGGUGGGAAUCCUAGUUGGCGAGGGCGAUCAGAACAUUCCGGAGUCCACCGAAUUGGCUCGACUAUUGAGAAUCUCAAUUGUGGGAGGUAGGCCAGAGAGGGUCCAAGCCAAAAAGUUGAGUAAUGCAGCCCUGGCUGCCAUCAAUGGGGGAAGUUCAGAUCAAGAUUUAGACGAGAUAGUAAAGUUAUUAGCUGAUUAUAAAAAGUAAGAGCGUAGUUUAUUUUAUUCCAUCAUUUUGCCAAGUUUUUUUUUUCUUCAUUUCUUCUCUCCCCCCUACGUCUAACGUGGUACGAGGAAGAUUG
Messenger RNA from Corylus avellana, 1797 nucleotides. RefSeq names its product UDP-glycosyltransferase 89B2. The record is from RefSeq and is a predicted model, not a curated record. Lineage: Eukaryota; Viridiplantae; Streptophyta; Magnoliopsida; Fagales; Betulaceae. Gene Ontology annotation, molecular function: UDP-glucosyltransferase activity.